GGUUCUCCUGAUAUCUAUACUAAUUACCUUCGAUUGAGUUGGUCCAAGCCCAUAUGUGGGAGUUGUGAAGAAAUAGGCAAGUAUUGUAGAUUGAGGAGGAGGAAUAACAGCAGCAGCAGAAAACAUGAUGAAACUGAAUGUUCUCACAAUAAUAUUCCUAACCCUAACCCACCAUCAAUUGUUGCGGAUACUCCUUCACUUGGCAAACAAGCUACAGGUGAAACAAUAAGCCAAGUUCUUAAAGGUGAAUUUUCUAUAUGCCUCUUCCCUUGAUUUUUCUAGAGAAGGAGUCUUCCCUCCUAAUUUGGUUGUUUAAAUUUGCAGGUGUGAUCCCUUUCGGAUUGUUUCUUUUUCUUGUAGUCAUGGUAACAGUAUAUCUUGUCCACAGAUCAAAUAAAUCAAAGAAAGAGGAUCAAAUGAAAAUUGAAAGAUUUUUGGAGGAUUACAGAGCUCUCAAGCCUACAAGAUACACUUAUGCAGAGAUUAAGAAAAUUACUGAUAAUUUUAAGGAAAAACUAGGCCAAGGAGGUUAUGGAACAGUGUACAAGGGAAAGUUUGCCAAUGAUGUUCACAUUGCAGCCAAGAUCCUCAACAAUGUCAAGGGGAAUGGGGACGACUUCAUCAACGAAGUUGGAACAAUAGGCAGAAUUCACCACGUCAACAUGGUUCGCUUGGUCGGAUACUAUGCUGAUGAAUUUAAAAGAGCUCUCGUUUACGAGUACUUGCCAAAUGAUUCGCUAGAGAAGUUUAUAUCAUCCAAUCAGGAAAAAUGUUCACUUGGUUGGGAGAGACUGCAAGGUAUUGCUCUUAGGAUAGCCAAAGGUAUUGAAUAUCUUCAUCAAGGGUGUGAUCAACGAAUCCUUCAUUUCGAUAUUAAACCUCAUAACAUCUUGUUGGACCACAACUUCAAUCCCAAGAUUUCAGAUUUUGGUCUAGCCAAGUUGUGUUCGAAAGAACAAAGUGCUGUAUCCAUGACUGCUGCUAGGGGCAUCGUAGGCUAUAUUGCACCUGAAGUGUUCUCAAGGAACUUUGGGAACGUAUCAUACAAAUCAAAUGUCUACAGUUUUGGAAUGUUGUUGCUUGAAAUGGUUGGAGGAAGGAAGAAUACCCAUGUUACAACACAGAAUACUAGCGAAGUUUACUUCCCUGAAUGGAUCUAUGACCGUUUAAAUUAUGAACAGGGGAUUGUGGUUGAGGAAGACGGAGAUGCUAAGAUUGUGAAGAAAAUAACAAUUGUGGGACUUUGGUGCAUUCAGUGGUACCCAGGAGACCGGCCUUCGAUGAAAGUUGUUGUUCAAAUGCUAGAAGGAGAUGGAGACACUCUGGCCAUGCCCCCCAAUCCAUUUACCACCACAAAUCCCAAAACUGCUACAGGUGGAAAGUCUUUUGACGGCAAGUUAGAAGUCAUUUCUGAAUCUGAGUGAGAUAAUAAAAUUAGUAUUGCUCGUGUUAGAAUUUUUUU
This is a messenger RNA of Camellia sinensis, 1462 nucleotides long. Lineage: Eukaryota; Viridiplantae; Streptophyta; Magnoliopsida; Ericales; Theaceae. The record is from RefSeq and is a predicted model, not a curated record.